CCGCAUUGGUCCCUUUUGGCUGCAGUGGCCGCAGCAGCCGCACACUCGACACAACAGUCCACUGGCCGACUCGCAACAGCGAGGCGUGAAAGAAAGAGGGUGAUCGCGAUCGUUGCUGUCUUGCACCGCUCCGCCACAGGCCGACCUCUAGAUCUGUGUCUUCCGUCCACGACCAGCUCAUUCCUCCGCUCGUUUCACCAUCAUUUCUCAGUCCUUCCUAGGCUGCGCAUAUGUCGACGUCGCAAAGCGCGCUCAACCAGAGGUCUCCCCAGUCUCCGCCCAAUAACCGCCACUCAAAAAUCACUGUUGAGUACCACCGCCCAUCCCGCGAGUCCAUCCAGGAGUACAACGAUCUCCUUGCCGAGGCCCAUCUCCACGCCGCUGCCGCAAACGGCUACUCAGACUCCUUCGCACCCUCUAGACAGGCACCGCCGCCUCCUCCAAUCGCGAAGAACUCGUCCGGGACACCUCCGCGGGUCCGUAACUCCCUCCAGAAGCCGCCACCUCGCAAGCAGAACACCCAUCCCGUUGAUCGCGACCCCUUUGCUUCUUCUCGUUCCACCAGCAACCACGCGAAGGACGACUCCUACAGCAUGACUGCCUCGCCCCCUCCGCGCCCCUCACGGGCCAACACCGCCAACCUCACGGACAUGUUCCCCACUCAGGCUAACCUGGCCCGGCAACGGCUCUCCGAUCCCGUUCUGGUCUCAAGUGACGUCCCUUACUACCCUGAUCCCUCCGACCCGAGGCUACAGCAAAGCCAAUUCGUGGACUAUCAGCAACCACCAUUGCCGCCGGUGCCACCCACCCCAAGCACGAUCAGUAGUGCGGGGAGCAGGUCGCGGAGCGGGACUACAACGAAAUCGAAGAAGGGUAUGUUCACCUUCAUGUCCGACUUCCUCAACAGUUCCAAGCGGCCGGAGAUCAGCACGCCGUACGAUCCAGUCCACCUGACGCAUGUCGGCUUCAAUACUUCGACGGGCGAGUUCACGGGUCUACCAAAGGAAUGGCAACAGCUCUUGCAGGAGAGCGGCAUUUCCAAGCUGGAGCAGGAGAAGAACCCGCAGGCGGUCAUGGAGAUUGUGAAGUUCUACCAGGAGAACAACCGGGGGGACACGUCCGUCUGGGACAAGAUGGGUGCUAUUUCCGCUCCUACUCCCCCCACGCCCUCUGCGAGCACGAUGGCGCCGAAGACAUUCAUGGACGAGGGUCUUCAAUCGCCCCGGCCAGCUCCUCCGCCGCCCAAGAAGCCUUCGCAUGCGAACAGUAUGCCCUCGGGCACCUCGGGCACGCCCGUGGCCCAACGCAUGGCUCCCGCUCCACCUUCACCUGCUACUACAGCCCUCGACCGCUCGACGUCGCAACGUCUUCCGCAAUCUAAGCCUCUCAAGCCAUCUGAGCAGCUUGCACGGGCGAAUACAACGCGCGACCACCGGUCACCGGGUCCGGGUCAAUCUCCCUCACACCAUUCGCCUAACCACCAUGCUCAGUCGCAAAUCGCCAUGCCGUCCAAGCCCCCGAAGGCAUCACCGGGAUCAUCGCAGACGGAUUUGGCCCUCAAGUCUUCCCCAAGUAUGCGCGAGCGCGACGGACGGGGUCCGGCGUCGCAGCCUCAGCCGAGUGCGGCAGCGGCGAGCCUGCAGAAGGCCGCCGCAUCGGGUACCGCGACCCCGCGGAGGCGAGAGAAGAAGGAGAAGGACAAAGACAAGGAGGCGGACAUCGUGAAGCGGCUGCAGCAGAUCUGCACAGACGCGGACCCGACGAAGCUCUACCGGAACCUUGUCAAGAUCGGUGCCGGUGCGUCGGGCGGCGUCUACACUGCGUACCAGGUCGGGACGAACCUGUCGGUCGCGAUCAAGCAGAUGGACCUCGACAAGCAACCGAAGAAGGACCUCAUCAUCAACGAGAUCCUCGUCAUGCGCGCCUCGCGGCACCCGAACAUUGUCAACUACAUCGACUCGUUCCUGCACAAGAACGAGCUGUGGGUCGUCAUGGAGUACAUGGAGGGCGGUUCGCUCACGGACGUCGUCACUGCGAAUUUGAUGACGGAGGGCCAGAUCGCCGCUGUGUCGCGCGAGACCGCGCAAGGGCUCGAGCACCUCCACCGACAUGGCGUCAUUCACCGUGAUAUCAAGAGCGACAACGUGCUGCUCAGCUUGAACGGUGACAUCAAGCUCACCGACUUCGGUUUCUGCGCGCAAAUAUCCGAGGCCAACUCCAAGCGCACGACCAUGGUCGGUACGCCAUACUGGAUGGCACCGGAGGUCGUUACGCGGAAAGAGUACGGACCGAAGGUUGACAUCUGGAGUUUGGGUAUCAUGGCCAUUGAGAUGAUCGAGGGCGAACCGCCAUAUCUCAACCAGAACCCCUUGAAGGCGCUGUACCUCAUCGCGACCAACGGGACGCCUCAGAUUGCGAACCCCGAGUCGCUCUCACCAAUAUUCCGGGACUACCUCGGGAAGACCUUAGAGGUAGAUGCUGAGAAGCGGCCCAAUGCAUCCGAGCUGCUCCAGCAUCCCUUCUUCAAGCUGUCUGAGCCCCUACGGACACUCGCCCCGCUCAUCAAGGCCGCGCGUGAAAUCGCCAAGAACAAGUGAGCAGCGGCCGGCCCCCUCCCCCAGGUUCAAUGCUCCGUCGUCUCCCGCACUGCCUCGUCACCCCCAUGUCAUGCAUCGAUCUAUCUAUAUCCACUCUCUCGAUCUCCACCUGACGCUUCCGCUGUGUGCGUGCCCGCCAAUGUCUCGAUUAGGUCCCGGUCUCUCCGCCCUCACUCUGCCUGGUCUGCCCAUGCCUCCCCCCAAUGUGCGAACGACCUCCGGUGCGACGCGCGACGGCCGCGCGUGUUGUGUCUCAUACAAACAAAUGUCCCCGCUACGCUACGUUACGUUACGCUGUGCCUGCGCCGGGGUGCUGUAGAAUUUUCCCGUGCAAUCGGUUUCUUUCGGACGCGGUUCGAAGGGCGGGGCUUGUACUGUCGCUGUUCACAUCCG
Messenger RNA from Trametes versicolor FP-101664 SS1, 2990 nucleotides. Its product is annotated as Pkinase-domain-containing protein. The record is from RefSeq and is a predicted model, not a curated record. Gene Ontology annotation, cellular component: cytoplasm. The transcript is spliced from 5 exons. The coding region runs from base 231 to 2597 and encodes 788 amino acids. Gene Ontology annotation, biological process: regulation of MAPK cascade; intracellular signal transduction; protein phosphorylation. NCBI's taxonomy places the organism in Eukaryota, Fungi, Basidiomycota, Agaricomycetes, Polyporales, Polyporaceae. Gene Ontology annotation, molecular function: ATP binding; protein serine/threonine kinase activity.